Molecule: messenger RNA, 807 nt
Organism: Ramularia collo-cygni
Lineage: Eukaryota; Fungi; Ascomycota; Dothideomycetes; Mycosphaerellales; Mycosphaerellaceae
Product: related to D-arabinitol 2-dehydrogenase
Exons: 2
Coding region: 1-807 (268 amino acids)
Molecular function (GO): oxidoreductase activity
Source: RefSeq, a predicted model, not a curated record
AUGCCAUCCCAAUACGCAACCUACCCCUCCCUGCGCAACAAAACCGUCCUCAUAACCGGCGGCGCCGAAGGCAUAGGCGCAGCAACCAUAACCGCCUUCGCAAACCAAGGCUCCCGCACCAUAAUCCUCGACAUCUCCACCUCAUCCGCCUCCCUCUUAAUCGAAUCAAUCCGUUCAUCAGCAAACAACCACUCCACUACUCAGUACCUUCCAGAAUUCCACCAAUGCGACGUCACAGACUUACGCGCUUUGAAAUCCAUCGCGGAGGAAGUAGUGAGGAAAUAUGGAAAAGUGGAUGUUUUGGUUAAUAAUGCUGCGAGUGCUGGGGGAUUGGCGAGGAAGGGUACGGAGGAGGUUGAUGAGGAGAGUUGGGAAUUUGGGGUUAAUGUUAAUUUGAGGCAUCAGUUUUUUUUGACCAAGUGGUUGGUUAAGGGGAUGAGGGAGCAUGGGGGAGGAAGUGUGAUUAAUAUGGGGAGUAUUAGUUGGAGGAUUCCUUCUGUGGGGCUGCCUGUGUAUGCGGCUUGCAAGGCGGCUGUCGUGGGUCUGACCAAGACGCAUGCGAGGGAGUUUGGGAAAGAUGGGAUUCGAGUUAAUAGUGUUAUGCCUGGAAGUAUUGCGACCGAGAGGCAGAUCAAAGAAGUCCUGACGGAUGRAUACAAAGCCGAGACGAUUGCGGCGCAGGCAUUGAAGAGGGUUUUGGUUCCGGAGGAGGUUGCCAGGGUGAUUUUGUUCUUGGCUAGCGAUGAUUCGAGUGCGGUGACGGGAAGCAAUUAUGUUGUUGAUGGAGGCUGGGUUUCGGAUAUGUGA